Messenger RNA from Leptinotarsa decemlineata (Colorado potato beetle), 754 nucleotides. RefSeq names its product inositol monophosphatase 1. Gene Ontology annotation, biological process: phosphatidylinositol phosphate biosynthetic process; signal transduction; inositol metabolic process. NCBI's taxonomy places the organism in Eukaryota, Metazoa, Arthropoda, Insecta, Coleoptera, Chrysomelidae. Gene Ontology annotation, molecular function: inositol monophosphate 1-phosphatase activity. The record is from RefSeq and is a predicted model, not a curated record.
UCAGUAGCCACUGACUGGAUUUGAGGGGUCAAACACUGAUGGUCAGUUCGAAGUCAAAUUUCACUUGCAUUUUAAUCUAAAACUCAGUCUUGAACGCAGUGUCUGAUAAAUGGUUGUUAUUUGAAAAUGUGGCUAGGAUACAAAAUAUGUCUAUUUUGGGUAUCAUUCGUAAUGGGUGAAACAAUUGAGGAGUACUUCGAUUUUGUGUUGCCACUUGUGAAAGAAGCAGGAAAGAGCCUUCUAACUGCAGCAGAUUAUGAAGUAGAAACAAAACAGGAGGUUUAUGAUCUGGUGACAGUGUACGACAGAAAAAUUGAAGAUGUAUUGAUAAAGAAUAUCAAGAAGAAGUGGCCACAACACAAAUUCAUCGGAGAAGAAGAAUCUGAAGUAAACGGGAUAUCAGAACUAACGGACACUCCCACCUGGAUUAUAGACCCAAUAGAUGGUACUGCAAAUUUUGUGAGAAACAUGAAAUUUUCAGGUGUCAGCGUAGGGCUUGUGAUAAAUAAAGUACAGAUGAUGGGCAUAGUAUACAACCCCUUUCUAGAAGAAUGUUUUACUGCUAUUAAAGGAAAGGGAGCUUUUCUCAAUGGAGAAGAAAUUAAGACAAAUGGUCAGAAAGAUAUACAGAAGAGUAUAUUCAAUUACGAACUAUCCCUUGCAAGAAAUCCUAAAUAUUAUGAAUUAUAUAUGUACAGACUGAAGUAUCUAAUGAAGGAAAUUUUGGGGUAAGUUUCAAUAAUUUAGGUGAAAC